UCAACUUCUUCAGAUUCGGAACAAAAAUCAAAACAGACGAAUUUUCAUCGAAAUUCCCAGUGAAAUUCAUCAUUAAUUUAUCAAAAUGGUGCUUUUGACUGCUGUGAGAAACGCCGCUAAACGUGUGCCGAGCAUCAGAUUCCGAGCUGGCCAACCUCAAGCUGCCUCCGCAAGUCAUGGAUCUCAAUCUGCCUCAUCCGGAUCUUCACAAGUAAGCUCAAACGCUCAACCCGUUCGUCAAGGUCAUGCUAUCGAGAGUUAUCAGUUGCCCCCGAGAUACAAGAGACUGCCAAUUGACGAGGCUGAAAUUGAGAUGAUUAACAGCGGAUUUUGGCAUAAAUAAAUUUUUAUUGAAAAAAUAUUCUCAGUCGAUGUUCCAAGCAAUUAGAAACCUAAAUUAUCAAAAAAAGUUUUAUUUUGUGUAAAAAAUUAAAAAGAAUCUAAAUUUUUUGAAUGAAAAUACCUCACAAAUUAAUAAUUUAUUAAAGAUCCAAUAUAGAAUUUGAUUGAAAAUUCAAAAAUUAUGAAUUUU
Culicoides brevitarsis is the source of this 532-nucleotide messenger RNA. RefSeq lists its product as uncharacterized. Gene Ontology annotation, biological process: 2-oxoglutarate metabolic process. The record is from RefSeq and is a predicted model, not a curated record. NCBI's taxonomy places the organism in Eukaryota, Metazoa, Arthropoda, Insecta, Diptera, Ceratopogonidae. Bases 86 to 343 code for a protein of 85 amino acids. The transcript is spliced from 3 exons.